AUGAUGUCUGGGCUCAACCUGGUCAACAUUGCCGUGAUCCUGACCGAUGAACCAGGAGACAGUCGAAUUGUGCCACCCAUUCAUCCUUCUACAAUUCUCGUCUAUGCUAUAAACGAGGCCUAUCGGCAGACUACUUAUAUACCGACGACAGAUGGGAUGAGCAGCACAUCCAGUCUUUCGCUUAUAGGCCUUUCACUCAGUGAUGAUCCUACUACCUCUGCUAGCGACGACGUGACAACCACAGCCGCAUCCACUUAUUCUCUCUAUGAUCCAACUGGUUCUCCGUUUUAUGGACUCAACGACACGGUCCAAUUUUCCUGGAUCGCGAAAGGUUACAGCUUCGCUUUUUACGUCUGUCAUUCAGCAGUUACAAGGGCUGAUGACGCGCUCACUGAUUAUUGGAUCGCUUCAUCAUCACAUCAACUGGCUCUCUUUCCUGACGGCGGAUUCACAUUCUGUGACGUAGAAUCUCUUGGAGAAUCUUUGCGCAAGGACAACUUUACGAACUGGCCAGCUACAUGCUUCUUUGGAAUGGAAGGAAGGGACGGGAUCGGACAUGGCAAUAGUGACUUUUUCAUCACCACAAGCAGCAUGACUUUUCCCACACCAACUCCAGGGCAAACAACAAUAUUCGUUACGGCAACGCGAACAGCACCACCCGAUUCUACGGUGCAGCCAACCACUACCGGUAUACAGCCACCUCCUAUAGAGACAACUCCUGGGCUGAUCUCAGAGCCUGAAGACAACCACGGACUUUCAGGAGGUGCCAAAGCGGGUAUAUCCCUUUGCUCUAUAAGCUGCGUACUCAUUCUUGUCGGGCUGGCGGCAUGGCGGAAAACUGUACGGGGAAGCACUUCGACUCCAAAGGCACUACUAUCAGGAUUCGAGGAGGCAAUUGCGCCCAUCAAAGAGAGCUUUCGGAUGAAAUCCAAGGGCAAUGAGCCAAUUAGUUCAAGCAUUGAGAGGGGUGACGGGGCGGUUCAUGAAAUGAGUGUGCCUGAUCCAGCUGUGCCAGUAUUUGAGCUAGAGUCUUCGCGGCAUGAUGGUCCACAUGAGAUGCCUGAUAGGUAA
Molecule: messenger RNA, 1071 nt
Organism: Talaromyces marneffei
Lineage: Eukaryota; Fungi; Ascomycota; Eurotiomycetes; Eurotiales; Trichocomaceae
Exons: 4
Coding region: 1-1071 (356 amino acids)
Source: RefSeq, a predicted model, not a curated record